AUGGUCCGGCCCAGAAGAGGGCAGCAGUUCAAACAGGAGAGAGGAAACCUGCAGGUGAAAAUCCUCCAGGCUACCGGUCUUCCUCGCCACCUCUCCAACUUUGUGUUCUGUCAGUACCUGUUCUGGGGGCAGGAGGAGCCCGUGUUCACCGCCCCAGAGGUGGCCACAUCCAGCUCCUCAUCUGCUUCCAGAGACCCCCAGUGCACUGUGGUCUUUGACAAUACCAAGGAGCUGUCUGUUCCAAUAUCAGAGGACCUGCUGGAGUUUCUGGCCGACGCUGCAAUGGCUGUUGAAGUUUACGGCCACAAGCAGGAAAACCAUCGCAGGAACCUGGCACUGUGGGACCUGGGGGUGAUUCAAGCCAAGACCAGAUCCCUCAGAGAGAGGUGGAGCGAGGUGACCCGGCGGCUGGAGCUGUGGGUGCAGCUGAUGGAGCUAAACGAGGCGGGAGAGUACACAGCUGUGGAAGUACUUCCUGCUAAGGAUGUUCGCACUGGAGGUGUCUUCCAACUCAAACAGGGUCAGUCUCGGAGGAUCCGGGUGGAGGUGCGUUCGGUGGCAGACUCGGGCACCAUGCCCCUCAUCGCAGCCUCCAUCCUGUCUGUUUCGAUUGGGGAUGUAAAGGUUCGCCAGACACGAUUGUCCAAAAGUGAUCCACAGUUGGCCACCUUAUCUGAAUUCGCCUUGAGGACAUGUUAUUUGAUGCUCUAA
Nematolebias whitei (Rio pearlfish) is the source of this 711-nucleotide messenger RNA. RefSeq names its product kinesin-like protein KIF13B. Bases 1 to 711 code for a protein of 236 amino acids. The record is from RefSeq and is a predicted model, not a curated record. NCBI's taxonomy places the organism in Eukaryota, Metazoa, Chordata, Actinopteri, Cyprinodontiformes, Rivulidae. The transcript is spliced from 6 exons.